Messenger RNA from Pogoniulus pusillus (Red-fronted tinkerbird), 816 nucleotides. RefSeq names its product ral guanine nucleotide dissociation stimulator-like 1. The transcript has 6 exons. The record is from RefSeq and is a predicted model, not a curated record. Gene Ontology annotation, molecular function: guanyl-nucleotide exchange factor activity. The coding region runs from base 1 to 816 and encodes 271 amino acids. Gene Ontology annotation, biological process: small GTPase-mediated signal transduction. NCBI's taxonomy places the organism in Eukaryota, Metazoa, Chordata, Aves, Piciformes, Lybiidae.
AUGAUUUUACUGCCCUUUCCCUCGGGCAAAGAGCGAAGUGAGGCAGUCUCGGUCUGCCGCGCCCGCGCACACACCGGCGGCAGCAGGGCGGCGGAGAGCGCGGGCAGUGCGGGACACAUGGGCGCAGAAAUGGGUGGUCGCCCGUGCGGCGAGCGGCGCCGGGCGAAGUCGCAGCUGAGCUGCGGCCUCCGGCUGAGCAGAGGCCGCGCUGGCAGGCGCGAAGGUGCUUUCGCCGGGAUCCUUUUCCAUUUAAACCACCUGUUUCUUGUCCUCCACCCGAGCCUUUCCUUUUCAUCUGAGGUCUGCUGGGGAGACGGAGAAGUGUUGCUGUUUGACAGAGUGGCUCUUGAAAUAGUCACUCAACUGAAACUGAACUUCAGGCCAGACUGGGAGUUUGAGGUGAUUUCCCAAAUUAAGCUGCUUCAGUCUGCGUGUAAGAGCUAUUUCUUGACGCCCAACCACAAAUUCAUCCAGUGGUUCAGGAAGCAGGAGCACUUAACUGAGGAGGAGAGUUACCGCCUGUCACAGGAGAUCGAAGCAGCUGCUAAGAUCAGACCCGCACCACCCAAACGUCAGCAGAGUGUGGUGGAGAGGCUCAGCCUGCUCCUGAUGGGCUCUGAGGCAGUCACCCACAGCAUGGCUGCCAAAGAACAUCCUGACUUCAGGCCUAGGGGAAGCUCUGGGGAGAGUGAUGACUCGGCCAGAAUCUCGGCAUCUGAGGUCAGUCAUUUUGAAGCUGAAGAGGCAGGUCUGCAGCACUCCCAGGGGCACUCUUUGGAUGAACUACACAAGCAGGAACCAGCAGAAGGGAUUUGA